AUGUCAGCAACAUUCGACCUCCCAAACGUCGUACCAACAAUCGGUGCCCUGGUAUUAUUCUACAUUACUUUCUCAACAUUCAUCCUCCCAUCCUUCUCCGCAAAACACAAAUUCUGGAAAUCACAACCAUGGGUCGGACAAAGCAAUCAAUGGUUUUCAGGACUGCGAGCACAAAUUCGCACAAUCAAAGAUACUCGAUCCCUUAUCUUUGAAGGCUACGAAAAAUACGGCAAAAACAACAAACUCUUCAUCCUCCCCCAACUCCUCCAAGAACCCCUAAUAAUCCUCCCCUCAUCCAUGAUCCCCGAAAUAAACGCCAUGCCAGACUCCCGCAUCGACAUAGAAAUCCCCAUCGAAGCGACCCUUUCCAUCGACAGACUAAUCUACCCGGGGAUCGGAAGUGGGUUAUCCGUACAUUUUGGAAUCGUUCGAAGACAACUUACUCGGAGACUCGCGACUAUGACUUCUGCGAUUCAUACGGAGUUGGUUAUGGCUAUGGAGAGGGAGUUUCCUGUUACGAGACAACGUGAUCACAGGGCUGUGAAGGUGUAUCCUGCGAUUAUGAAGAUUGUUAGUCAGGCUGCUAAUCGAGCGUUUUGUGGGGUUGAAGUUUGUCGGAACCCAGUCUUUAUAAAAAGUUCUUGCGACUACGCCGUGGCGAUUUUCACUCUCGGCGGUAUAAUGAAAAUGAUCCCGAAGAGUCUGCAUGCUCCUGUACAUUGGACUUUCAAAGGCAUGAUUUCAAGACCUCUUGCAGCUUGCACGAAGAUUUUGAUUCCGGUGAUUCAUGAAAGACUACGACACAUGCAAGAUCCGGAAUUAUUAAAGUCUUGGGAAAGACCCUAUGAUGCUCUGCAAUGGCUACUCGACGAAAUCCUCGAACAAUCCGUCACCGACCCCUCAUUACUCAACGAACACACCAUCGCCCUCCGAAUCCUGAACUGGAACAUGGCUUCCAUUCACAGCACAGCUAUAACAUUCACCAACACCGUCUUGGAUCUCUACAGUUCCCCCAACGCCGAAGAAUCCAUCGCUUCCCUCCGAGAAGAAUGCGAGCGAGUUCUAGCCGCCCACGGAGGAAUCUGGACCAAAGACGCCGUCAACGACUUAAUCCGCGUCGACUCCGCCAUUCGAGAAAGUAUGCGAUACUCUUCUAUCCUCGAAACAGUGACCGUCAGAUUGGUAAAUGAUCCCGCAGGAGUAACUCUCUCAGACGGCACACACCUCCCCCACGGAAUCCUCAUAGCCUUCUCCCAAAAUCUCCUGCACGAAGAUCCCAGAUUCUACCCCAAAGACACAAACUCCUACAACCCUUUCCGCUUCUCCGCUCCGCGAGAAACUUACCUAGCCCAAGCAUCCGAGAGCGGGGAUCCCGUAAAAUUAGCAAAAGUUCUAGAAGCGAAAAACGAAGCUUUAAUCGCCGCUGGACCGGAUUUCUUGGGUUUCGGUGCUGGAAGACAUGCGUGUCCCGGAAGAUUCUUUGCGGCUCAGGAAAUGAAAUUGGCUUUGGCGCAUAUGUUGCUGAGUUAUGAUAUUAAGAUUGAGGGGGGGAGGCCGGAGAGUAAUGCGAUUAAUGGAUUUGCUGUGCCUAGUGAGGAGGCUGAGAUUUUGAUUCGGUUGAGGGAGUGA
Molecule: messenger RNA, 1629 nt
Organism: Ramularia collo-cygni
Lineage: Eukaryota; Fungi; Ascomycota; Dothideomycetes; Mycosphaerellales; Mycosphaerellaceae
Exons: 5
Coding region: 1-1629 (542 amino acids)
Molecular function (GO): oxidoreductase activity, acting on paired donors, with incorporation or reduction of molecular oxygen; monooxygenase activity; heme binding
Source: RefSeq, a predicted model, not a curated record